This is a messenger RNA of Paramecium octaurelia, 1498 nucleotides long. The record is from the annotation of a GenBank genome assembly. NCBI's taxonomy places the organism in Eukaryota, Ciliophora, Oligohymenophorea, Peniculida, Parameciidae.
UUUACCACAAUUAAUGACCCUUUCUAUAACCAUUUCUCAAUAGAUCAAGGCUUAUAAUUUGGCUGCAUGUCCAACCCUGCCUGAAUUCCUGGAAACAGCUUACAAAACUCAGAAGUCUUUGAAAAAGAACGAGCAAUUUCGCAAGCGCAUAGAGGUCAUCCAAGGGUUUGAAUUCAACACUGCCUCCACUCAAAUCGAAGAGAGCAAUGAUCAAUAGUACAUUGUUGCCGCUGGACUCUAUGCUCCAUCAAUAAAGAUAUUCGAAACAUCAUAAUUGUCCAUGAAAUGUAGUCGAGGCCUUGAUUCAGAAAUAGUAAAAUUUUGCAUAUUGGGAGAUGAUUACAAAAAAAUUGCUAUGGUUUGUGAGGAUCGCAAUAUUGAGUUACAUGCCCAAUAUGGAAAGCAUUUCAAACUGAGAGUUCCCAAAUAACCAACUGACAUGGUAUUAUUUAUGAGUACUAUUUAGAUUUAUAAUCCUUACAAUUGUAAUUUGUUGGUGUCCUCUCAGAAUGAAGACAUCACUAGAUUGAAUCUUGAACUUGGUUCAUUUGUAGAAUCAUACACUCUUUAAUAAGAGACAGGAGUGAACUGUUUGAGUAUGCACGACUAAUUGUAAUUGGGUCUUGUGGGAGGCAAUAAAUAACUGAGCAUCAUCGAUUUUAGAAGCGAUUAAGUCGUUUAGCAAUUGGGAGUGAGUGAUGUCACUAGCAUAGCAACUCAGAAUCUUUAGGUUGCUUUGGGGACUAAGGAAGGCCAAAUAAAAUUAUUCGAUUUACGAAAGCACAUACCAAUUCAUAUCUAUUAGCAUUAAUAUAGAUUACCUAUCAAGAAGAUAGUUAUGAAUGAUGAUAUGAUUGUGUCUUGUGAUGCAAAGAUAUUAAAAUUCUGGUAGGGAAAUCGUUUGUUCACUAACAUAGAACCAUAAAGUGAAAUAAAUUCAUUUACUUGGGUUAAGAACUCAGGAAUGUUUUUAUUAGCAUUGGAAUAACCAAGAAUGGGCAUUUAUUUCAUUCCAUAAUUGAAUGCUGCUCCUAAAUGGUGCCCAUUUUUGGAUAAUUUAACUGAAGAAAUGGAAGAAGAAGAACAAUAAACAGUUUAUGAUGAAUAUAAGUUUUUAUCAUAUGAAGAAUUGGAGAAGUUGGAUGCAUUGCAUUUAUUAGAAACUGCUAUGCUAAAGCCUUAUUCACAUGGAUAUCUUAUUCAUUUGAAAUUGUAUUUGAAAUUAAGAUAGCAAAAAGGUUUGGAUUUUGAAGAUUACAAAUAGAAAAGAAUUUAAUAAAAUUAUGAAAAAUAAUUGGAAGCUGAAAGAAUCAGCAAAGGUUAUGUAAUACCUGAAGAACAACCAGAAGUUGAGUAGCCUGUAAAAUAGAUUGAUCCAAGAUUUUAGAAGAUGUUAAAGGAUAAUGAUUUCACAGUAGAUAAGAAAUCAGAGGCAUGGAAACGAGCUCAUCCAAGUGAAGUAAAAGUAAAGAAAUAAAUAAAUAAACACAAGAGAUGA